AUAUUCACAACAUACGGUUUCGACGUAGUAGAAUUCGUAAAUUCGCUCGCACACAGCAGACCUUCUGCUUCUCUUUAAUUACUUUACCGAGCAGUGCAUCCGCUCAACUGGGACAAUCGGCAGUCAUAUUUGACUAGCCUAAACUCUAUCGGUUCUCUUUUUAAGUUUUGCAAGGCAUAUUUUCCCCGAAUAAGAGAAACAAACUAGGAGACCGGGAGAUUUCUGAACAUUUAUUUUGCGCAAAUCGACGUAAAAUAAAAACAACAAUGGCUCAGUUCAACAAGGGCCCUGCAUAUGGUUUAUCUGCCGAAGUGAGAAGUAAGAUUGCUCAGAAGUAUGACCUGCAGAAAGAGGACGAGCUGAGGUACUGGAUUGAGGAUGUGACGGGCAUGCCAAUCGGAGAAAACUUCCAGAUGGGAUUGAAAGAUGGGGUCAUACUGUGCGAGCUUAUUAAUAAACUUCAGCCUGGAUCCAUUAAGAGAAUCAACCACACCAAACUUAACUGGCACAAGCUUGAGAACCUGGGCAACUUCAUUAAAGCCAUUCUUGCUUAUGGCCUGAAGCCUAACGACAUCUUUGAGGCCAAUGAUCUGUUUGAGAAUGGGAAUAUGACUCAAGUCCAGACCACACUUCUUGCUCUGGCCAGCAUGGCAAAAACCAAAGGUAUGGACACAAAAGUUGACAUUGGUGUAAAGUAUGCGGACAAGCACACCCGCAACUUCGAUGGUGAGAAAAUGAAGGCUGGUCAGUGUGUGAUUGGACUGCAGAUGGGGACAAAUAAAUGCGCUAGUCAGGCUGGGAUGACCGCGUAUGGCACCAGGAGACAUCUGUUUGACCCAAAGUCUCAAGCAGACAAGCCCUUUGACCAAACCACAAUCAGCCUGCAGAUGGGCACUAAUAAAGGGGCAAGCCAGGCUGGCAUGUUGGCCCCUGGCACCAGGAGGGAUAUUUUUGACCAGAAAGUGGCUGUCCAGCCGCUAGACAGCUCCACCAUCUCGCUGCAGAUGGGCACCAACAAGGUGGCCUCUCAGAAGGGCAUGAGCGUGUACGGGCUGGGCAGACAGAUAUACGACCCCAAAUACUGCACCUCCCCCACCGAGCCCACCAUCCACAGCAAUGGCAGCCAGGGCACCUGCACCAACUGCUCUGAGAUCAGCGACAGCGACUACCAGGCUGAAUAUCAGGAUGAGUACCAGGCAGACUACCACGACGAAUACAGAGCCCGCUAUGACCAUGGCAUUGACUAUUAAACUGCAAGCUUUCAGCACAGAUUAAUAUUUUUGGAUCCUCACAUAAACAGAGCGAGUUGUUUUUUUCUCUCGCUAGCCUUUUUUUAUACAACAAGAAACGGAUGUUAAGAGGAGCUUUUCCUGUAUAACUGUUCCUCUGAUAAUACAGUGUUUUAUUAGCUGGAUAGAAAUUAGACCAUAGUCUGAUGUUUUAAAAGUUUGGUCCUUUUUAAAAGUCAAGAUGAGUUAGAGAAGCAGUGUAAGUUUUCGUCAAAAGUCAUUCAUGGCAUAUUAUGUAAAAUCUCUGAUUGUUUGAGGUUUUUCUUUUUUUUGUUUGAGGUGUGUGUGUGUGUGUGUGUGUUUGUGUGUGUUUUACUUCCAGGCUUAUAAAUCAUUUGACCAAACAACAUCUUGCUAAAUUGUGCCAUAGGACCUUAUGUUAAGACCAUAUUUUUAAUUACUCCCCCUCUUCCCAAUUGUCUGUUGUAUUUAUUGCCAGUAAUAAUCAAUAGAGACCUCAGUCCUGUUGAAUGGCUUUUUUUUUUUUUUUUAUGAAUAAAGUUUUAAAUUUUCCAGUCAAGUCUGUUGUCAUUCCGGUUAAAUCAAAUAGUCUGUCAGGUUUAUCAGUAGGUGUUGUUGCAUUUAUUUGUGAAUUUUUAUGAUUUUUGUGUGUAAAUAAGCACACACACACACACGCCAAAUUCAUCUGAUAAAAAAGUAAGUGCAUUUUCUCUCUCUCUCUCUCUCUCUGCAUUUUCACUUUAUUUUUAAUCUGAUAAAUUUGGAAUUCAUUAACUCCAUCAGAUUUACAUCUUUGCUAAACCAUCCUGGAAAUGAGCCCUUGCGUUUGGACAAGGGGGCAUGAGCGAGUCUGAAUGCUGCCUUGUGUCGGCAUGGAGAGCAAAACUGAGCUGAAGAGUGAGAGAUCAUCUAGCACCAUCUGGCUGAUCUCAGAGCAGUCGUGAGGUUUGGAGAACAAGGACUGAGCGCAAACCCCCACCUCUUCCCGCAAACACCCUGACGGGGGAAUAAUCCCUGCUUUGUGCGCCUGUGGAAUUUGGCUCUGAUAAUACAGCCCUCAAUUAGACCGCCUGCCAGAACAGCACAGGUUUCCCUUAGCAACGUUCUCUUUGUAUCAAAUGUGACUUCACUUAAGCAGUUGGAAAGCUGCUACCUGCUUUGGGAAGAGCUUUAGUAUUACUGAAGAAGUUAGUGGUUUUCCAAUUGUGCGCUGUUUGGGAAUUUCUACCAAAAUGUACUGCUGUUGUGUUCCCUGGCCUUAAAGGGAUAGUUUUAUCGAAAUGUAUAAUUCUUUGACUGGCUCUCUUUUUUGAAACUGGUUCCCAACAUACAGUGACUGUUGACAGAAUUUUCAUUAUUAGUGAACCAUCCCUUUUGGGGACAUUAAAGGAAGUGCCAUAGGGUUUGUUGAUGACUAAUCACAAGACUGUAUCUGGCUGGUUUUAGUAUAUAACAUUUAAUUCCUAACUUAUUAGUAACGUUAAAUCAUUAAGUGGACUGAGCAAAGGCCACUUUCUGUUUUUCUCAUUUAAUGAAUUGGCUAAAAAGUAGAUGCGUCAACUCUUUUAAUGCACUGAAUAUAUAGAAUGCAGAACCCAAAGCCAAAGUAUUGCUUCCCUCUGAGAUACUUUGUGUACUCUCGCAGAACUGUUGCAUUUUCCCAAGAAAGUUUGUUUUUCUACCACCUACGACAACAUAAAAAAAAUAUGUACAAAAUAUGAGUGAAUGCAAAUUUUAUCAGAAGACAAAAGUUUUGAUGGUAAUUGGAAAAAUCCUACCCUGUAACUUUUUUUUCACCAUCUCAUUUGAAUUUUAAGUUAUCAUGAGAGUGCACUGCAUGUUA
Messenger RNA from Carassius auratus (goldfish), 3093 nucleotides. Its product is annotated as calponin-3-like. The record is from RefSeq and is a predicted model, not a curated record. Gene Ontology annotation, molecular function: actin filament binding. Gene Ontology annotation, cellular component: actin cytoskeleton. Gene Ontology annotation, biological process: actin filament organization; actomyosin structure organization. The coding region runs from base 267 to 1250 and encodes 327 amino acids. Lineage: Eukaryota; Metazoa; Chordata; Actinopteri; Cypriniformes; Cyprinidae. The transcript has 7 exons.